This is a messenger RNA of Suillus bovinus, 1206 nucleotides long. RefSeq lists its product as uncharacterized. Bases 141 to 1088 code for a protein of 315 amino acids. Gene Ontology annotation, biological process: protein refolding. The record is from RefSeq and is a predicted model, not a curated record. Gene Ontology annotation, cellular component: cytoplasm. The transcript has 4 exons. Lineage: Eukaryota; Fungi; Basidiomycota; Agaricomycetes; Boletales; Suillaceae.
AUUAUAUGUGGCACGUACCAUGUCACCUAUAGAAUCGGUAAAUGUUCCCAAUGAGGAUGCGCCGAAAGCGUGUCAGCGUGAGAUGACCGGGACCAACGACCCACUUGAAUGUCAACAACUUCAACUGCAGCCAUCAACCGAUGAGACCCAGAGGGUCUCCAUUUUCUCUUCCGUUUCUCAAUCUCUCCUCAUGGUCAUCAAGGAACAAGAACAUCGCACCACCACACCCCAAACACCACUACGCCACCACCGAAAGUCGAAAACGCGAUGAUAGCAAACCGUCAUUGAUUCACCUUCUCGCACUUGGUUUUUCAUCAUGGAUACACUCGCGUGGAGAUACUGUACCACCUCAAGCCGCCAAACGUUCAAUAGGCGAGACGGAUCGUUGGGUUCACUAUACCGCACUUGGGUUAUGGAGAGAUGCUUCGCAGGACCAAAUUAAAAAAAGGUACUACGAGCUGAGCAAGGCUCAUCAUCCUGACGUCUCUCAAGAUCCAAGCUCCCCCGAAAUUUUCAAGAAGGUCACCGAGGCUUAUGCUGUACUCGGAAAGCAAAAGACUCGACGGAAAUACGAUCAACACGAGCAGCUGCAUUCUGCUCUUAUCAUGGGACUACGACAUCAACGGGAGGGGGAACUUGCUUCGUCUUCACCCCGGCCGGUUGAUCCCACUUUCUGGGACCCAGUCAAGUCAGGCCCAUCGAUGCUUUAUCGUCCGCCUGCUGGAUACUGGUGGAUUAUGAACAAGAUCACGCGAGAGAGGGAGUUGAAGGAAAGGGAGAAGGCGAAGUUACAAGCUUGGGCAGCUUCGUCCUCUCCCCAGCAAGCCAUGCCUUCUCAUGACAGACCAGAAGAAAAUGAGACCGACAGUGAAUUUCGGUUCAGCGAACUCAAACCAAAAGCAAUCCUUACGGCCUUCUCUAUGGUAUUCGCAGUGAUAUGCGUGAAUUUGGCCAUGGAGAGAUUACUUGGAUAUACCAGGGCCUCCCUGGUGCAAUCACUGCAAGAUAACGAGAGUGAAAGCAGUGCAUCGCAGGGAUGCAUAGAUGACCCUACGUCACAAUCUACUGACGCCUGCGCCGAUGGAUAGUAGAUACAAGCAUAUACUCGCAGAAUGAAGGUAGCGUAGACAGACAGUUAAUGUAUGUGUCAGGAACAAUUGCUGUUAGUGUUAGGCCUCUCUCUGACUGGCCACGAGUUUCGACGGA